GCCAAGACUGUGUGGUCUGUCCAGAGUUGUAAACCGCUCGCCUUCUCCUCCUCCUCCUCCUCCUCUAUUAGGUUUUCGUUUCGGUGUUUUUGGGUUUCAUGGCCGAAGACGGUGUGGUGGGGUCCGCUGAUUUUCCGGCGAAGAGGCCCAGAGAGGAGGAAGAGAACUGUGUCUCGUCCGCUGCGGCGGCUAUGGAGACCGAGACUGCCAAAGACCCGGAUUGCGUCUCUGGUGUUAUUCCUGGCUGGUUCUCUGAGAUUAGCCCAAUGUGGCCUGGAGAAGCACACUCCUUGAAGAUAGAGAAAAUUUUGUUUCAAGGGAAAUCGGACUAUCAGAAUGUGAUGGUCUUCCAGUCAUCAACCUAUGGAAAGGUUCUCGUCCUGGAUGGGGUGAUUCAGCUGACCGAAAGGGAUGAAUGUGCCUAUCAAGAAAUGAUUACUCAUCUUCCUCUCUGCUCAAUUCCAAACCCCAAGAAGGUUUUGGUUAUCGGUGGAGGAGACGGUGGUGUACUGCGGGAAGUGGCUCGUCAUUCUUCUGUUGAGCAAAUAGAUAUAUGUGAGAUUGAUAAGAUGGUUGUUGACGUUUCAAAACAGUUUUUCCCUCGUGUGGCUAUUGGAUAUGAGGAUCCCAGGGUGACACUCAAUGUUGGUGAUGGAGUCGCAUUUUUAAAGGCUGUUCCUGCAGGAACUUAUGAUGCAAUAAUUGUGGACUCUUCUGAUCCCAUAGGUCCUGCACAAGAGCUUUUUGAGAAGCCCUUCUUUCAGUCGGUAGCAAACGCUCUCCGUCCAGGAGGAGUUGUGUGCACCCAGGCAGAGAGUAUAUGGCUUCACAUGCACAUCAUUGAGGAUAUUGUGUCGAACUGCCACCAGAUAUUCAAAGGCUCUGUCAACUACGCAUGGACAACAGUCCCUACAUAUCCAAGUGGAGUGAUUGGUUUUAUGCUUUGUUCGACCGAGGGUCCUCCUGUUGAUUUUAAGCACCCUGUGAAUCCAAUCGCUGAAAAUGACGGUUCCAAAGACCCCUUGAAAUUUUACAACUCUGAGAUUCAUACAGCUGCUUUCUGUCUACCAUCUUUUGCAAAGAAGGUGAUUGAAUCAAUGGCAAAAUGAGGAAAAUUCUCACCAGGCAUCAAACAAGCAGAUAUGCUCUUUUUGAUUACCUGCCUUUUCUCGUAGUUGAAAUGGUUUAUUUAGCAAUGAACCAUGAAUAAUCUGAUAUUUAAAUUGCUGUUGUCCCAAUUGGGGUAUCUAGAGCUGUAGUGGGAUCAAGAAUGUCAAAUUGUCUUUCCUUAUGAUUAGUCAGAGAUAGUUUAUAUAUGCAAGCAAGUUAUUGCCUCC
Rosa rugosa (rugosa rose) is the source of this 1337-nucleotide messenger RNA. RefSeq names its product spermidine synthase. The coding region runs from base 99 to 1109 and encodes 336 amino acids. Gene Ontology annotation, molecular function: spermidine synthase activity. The record is from RefSeq and is a predicted model, not a curated record. NCBI's taxonomy places the organism in Eukaryota, Viridiplantae, Streptophyta, Magnoliopsida, Rosales, Rosaceae. Gene Ontology annotation, biological process: spermidine biosynthetic process. The transcript has 9 exons. Gene Ontology annotation, cellular component: cytosol.